UAUUCACACAACGAAAGCGGUGAUGUUCCGGAGGCAAGUGAGACGGUCGUGAACUGUUUGGCAAACCACCACGGAGACAUUUAGCGAGGAUUUCAGACUUGUUUUGUAUCUACCCAUGUUGCCGUCGAGCUGUACAGACUUAAACAUUUUGAAUGAGUCCAUCUCGUUAUCAUUCCGGACCAUAUGUUGAGGAACCCGAGGGGAAGAAAACAAGGAAACGGCAGUUUAGGAGGCUGUCUGGACCGGAGGACGAAGUGGCUAGCUAAUAGUAACUCAGAGCUGCUGUGCCAAGAGGGAUAUUCACACUCAACGUGACAUAGCUGACAAAUAGGACACGGAACAGAAGGAUAAUCUGGCCAAGGAUAACCUGGACAAUCUCCUGGCAUCGAGAAGAAGAUAAGUUGUUGUGAAGAUAACGCCAGACUACGGCGACGUUGGCCAGCACUGUCACCUUAAAAAAAAAGAAAAGAAAGAGGAGAAAAAAAAAAAAAACAGAAACCAAACAAGCGUCCAGCCGCCGUGCAGUGUUUUAAGGAUGAACCACUUAUCCCUCAGCGAGCUAUGUUGCCUGUUCUGCUGUCCGCCCUGCCCCAGCAAGAUCGCCUCCAAGCUGGCCUUCCUGCCCCCAGAGCCGACCUACAGCCUCAUGUGUGAUGAGAGUGGCAGCAGAUGGACGCUGCAUCUCUCUGAGCGUGCUGACUGGCAGUACUCAGCCCGGGAAAAAGAUGCCAUCGAGUGUUUCAUGACACGCACCUCAAGAGGGAACCGCAUUGCCUGCAUGUUUGUCCGUUGCUCACCCAGCGCCCGGUACACUCUACUGUUCUCCCAUGGCAAUGCAGUGGACUUGGGGCAGAUGAGCAGCUUCUACAUUGGCCUGGGUUCACGAAUCAACUGCAACGUCUUCUCGUACGACUACUCGGGUUACGGCGCCAGUUCUGGGAAACCUUCGGAGAAGAACCUGUAUGCUGAUGUAGAUGCUGCCUGGCAGGCACUUCGGUCACGGUAUGGCAUCCGUCCAGAGAAUGUGAUCGUGUAUGGUCAGAGCAUUGGCACCGUGCCCUCCGUGGAUCUGGCCUCUCGCUAUGAGAGCGCUGCCGUCAUCCUCCACUCCCCGCUCACCUCUGGCAUGAGAGUGGCUUUCCCCGACACCAAGAAGACCUACUGCUUUGAUGCCUUCCCAAACAUCGACAAGAUUUCCAAGGUGACGUCACCAGUGCUCGUGAUCCACGGUACAGAGGACGAGGUCAUCGACUUCUCCCACGGCCUGGCGCUGUACGAACGCUGCCAGCGCCCCGUCGAGCCUCUCUGGGUGGAGGGAGCCGGACACAACGAUGUGGAGCUCUAUGGACAGUACCUGGAGAGACUCAAGCAGUUUGUGGCACACGAGCUCGUCAACUUGUAGAGGAGCUGGAAGGAAGGGCGGAGAGGGUAGAAGAGAAGAAAGCAACGGUUUUCAGGAGAUUGAUGGACGAGCGUUUUCUUCUCUUUUUUUUUUUCCGUGAAGUAAUGCAGGUUGAAGUGGUGUCUGUCUGUGGUAGUGCCGACGUUAUGGUGGCUGACUUCUCAUUAUCGAGCACCUCUUCCCCUCGGGGCUCCAGGUUGCCCAGGGCCUGCCCGUACCGUCCACUCCACAUGCUGCAGCUGUGAACUUAGAAGUACCCAUCGUUUUGUUUAGCUUUUAGAUUUUUUUUUUUUUUUCAUUUUGAAAAUUGCACAUUGUGAAAGUGUGUGAAUGAAAGAGGAAGUAGACAUGUCCACAGACAACAUACCAUGUGUACAUGCAAUAUAUACGACUGUGUGUGCGAAUGUGUCACAUUUUUGCUGCCUUUUUGAGAAAGACGUGGUCCACAGUUCAUAAUGGAGACCUCUUGUCAGCUCUUGAGCCCUUCGAGGUUCUGAAAAAGAAACAGCCUUUGUACAAACUAGUCUGGACCUGACUUGCUCUAAUCCAGCCAGUCUCCAUCUGACUCUGAGGUCCUGGUUUGGUCCUACACACUGCAGUCACCAUGAAAUCUUUUUUUUUUUUUUUUUUUUGGAGUACUGUUUAUUAUAUUUUUUUAUAUUAUACAUAAUAUUUGCACGUAUCAGCUGUCACUGAAGAACUGUACAUGACAAACUGACAUAUUACCUAGCUGUGCCAGUGUUGCCAAAUGUUUAGUAUAAUAUAUUGCAGAGACUUAGGCACACGAAGAAGUGUACUUUUACAAACAUUUAGAAACAUCUCCAAAGCUCGGUUAGCUGUAUCCAAUCUUCUCUGUUUAGUUUUAAAGUGGUACAAUUUGAUGUUGCAGUCUGAAAGAAUAUGAUGCAAGAACGGGGCUCAGUCUGCAGCUUAUGUAGCCAGUUUGAAAGGCUGUAUAUCGUCGACCAAUAAAGCGGGGGGGCGUUUCCUCACACUCCACAAAUGUUUCCACAGUUUAACUUGAAGUGUUGUUGCUGUAAGAUCACUAUCACUACGCUGUAGUCGAUUAACUUGAUGUCUUCAGAGAAACUGAAUGCUGGCCACUACUGUGGACAAAGUAUGGGACCCCUUUUCGGAAAUGCAUAUUUGCCUCAAUAUAGUAACUGUUAUGAAGCCCAUUGUUGACUGUUUUUUUUUUUUCUUUCUGCCUUUGAGUUUGAAGAUAUCAAGCUAAGUAAUGUGCGUAGUCAUUAUUAUAGAUCUCUCUAGAGUACCAAGAUCAGAUCUUUCUAUAGAUGAAUCUUUUUUUAUAUGAUAAAAAUGUAACUACUGAGACAGCAGCUAAUGGUCAAUGCUCUGAUCAAGACUUAAACCACUAAUGCCAAUCAGGAUGAACGUUAUGAACAUAACUGGUAUCGACUUAUUUUCAGUUCAGGAAGUUUUUUUAUUUUUAAAGUCAAUGUUCAAAGUCAUUUAAGCAUUACUUGCUUUAGAAUGAAUGGACAGCGGGUUAUAUCUGUGUGAGCGGCUCAGCAUUAAAGGCGUCCACGACGGACAGGAUGUUUUACUUUUUGUUUUUGUCUUAAAUUUACCUUUCCGUCUGCAUGAUGUUUUUAAAUCCAUUGUUGUAUGUUGAGUUGCCCUUUAAUGCUGAGUGAGGCAACACAAAGCAUUAGCGCGCUGAUGUCUCUAUUAGGCACUGUCGGUGGCCUGAGAAGCAAAUGUCAAAGUGCUAUUGCAUGCCACGAAUGGCUGUUUUCUCUCUCGAUGUUUUUGGCCUGUAUAACAAAGGCAAGAAAUAUAUAAGAAUUCUCGAUGAAACCUUUUUUUAGGGGUAUUUUAUAUACCUGUGUCAAACUUGAGCCUGUGUUCACAAAAGGGGUCAAAUUUUGUUAAGUGACAAUUAACCAAUAAGCCAAUGGGUGCUACUGUUAAACCUUCAGGUCUGAUUAAUUACAUGUUGAGUGGAAUUGACCAAGAUCUAGAUCAAGAUCGGUAACUGUCAGUUGAUUGUCUGUUGUUAUGAAAACUUUUGUCACAACUUAUUUGUCUUAUAAACAAACUCAUGCUUUUCCUUUUUUGUUUUUACUUUUGUAAAUAAUAUUUGUACUGGACAUGUUGUCAUUUUAUUUUUAUUUUUUUCUUUCACAAACUUUUGUCAUCUGUCAACUGUAUUUCUGCUAACUUCUCUAACUCUUGAUAUGACAAAGAUUAGACCAAGGUAGGCCGUCAUUUUGGCUUUUCAGAUGACCUUUGUACUGGUCACCUUGACAAGUGUCAUCUCUGAUUUGAUUAGAUUAAUUUUGUAAAGCAUAUUUCAAUACAGAAGGAAGUUAUAUGUAAUAAAAUUAAUAUAGUAAUUCUAACAUGGAUAUAGACAAUAAAAUGGUAUUUGAGAAACAA
Molecule: messenger RNA, 3805 nt
Organism: Stegastes partitus (bicolor damselfish)
Lineage: Eukaryota; Metazoa; Chordata; Actinopteri; Pomacentridae
Gene: abhd17b
Product: abhydrolase domain containing 17B, depalmitoylase
Exons: 4
Coding region: 536-1402 (288 amino acids)
Biological process (GO): protein depalmitoylation; regulation of postsynapse organization
Cellular component (GO): plasma membrane; endosome membrane
Molecular function (GO): palmitoyl-(protein) hydrolase activity
Source: RefSeq, a predicted model, not a curated record